AUUCUAACCUACCAUACCUACCCUCCUACAUGUAUGUAACCUAGGUACUUAUCUAAAUCACAUCAAGACUGAGACUUGCCAAUAAAACGUUGCGAAAGAGAUAUAAAAAUUUCGACUACUCGCUUAGCGAGCAAACUAUACAAAAAUCUAUACAAAAAUCUUCUCAAGAUGCCCGAUCCACCAAAAGGGAAGAAGCAACAAUCCCUCACCAGCUUCUUCACCCCAAAGACCGUUAAUGGCCUAGUUUCCUCUCUCCAGAAAUCCCAAUCCCACGCUGAAGAACCCGAAAUACCCAACAAAACCCUCGAAAGCUUACGAAAGCGACCGUUGGAAGAAGAUAUAGACAAUGGAAAUCAUACACCACCACUGAAGAAAAGAUCAAAGGCGCUUGGUGUAGAGAAUAAGGACGAGGAUGAUGAUGAUUUGGAAAGUCCACAUCAUAGCUCUCCCACCUUGGCCCUGAAAAGACCGGGUACACGCACGGAACGCUACCUCUAUAACGGGUCAGCUUCCCGCGAAAAUGCACCUGAAGGCGGGGACGAAGAUGACGAAGAUGCUAUCCAGAAGCGCAAGAGGCAAGAGCUGCAUCGCAAGUUUGUACAAAAGCUAGGCCGGCCGGAUAGCAUGCUUAGAAAUCGAGCCGGGCGCGUAGAUGAUGAUGCUCAUGCUGCAGAAGAGGAUGCAGAAGACGGCGAAGAGGAAGAACCACCACCCCAAUCCACAAAGGGCAAAAAGAGGGGUUCCAAGACGGGAAAGCUUACACCAAUGGAGAUUCAGUACUUGGACAUCAAGAGAAAGCACAUGGAUACGGUGUUGAUUGUCGAAGUCGGCUACAAGUUCAAAUUCUUUGGUGAGGAUGCCCGUGUCGCUGCCAAGGAGCUUAGCAUAGUUUGCAUCCCCGGCAAGUUUAGGUAUGAUGAGCACCCGUCCGAAGCCCAUCUCGACAGGUUCGCCUCUGCCAGUAUCCCCGUGCACCGACUACCCGUACAUGCCAAGCGGCUAGUAGCGGCCGGCCAUAAGGUUGGGGUUGUUCGUCAAGUCGAGACGGCAGCAUUGAAGAAGGUCGGGGACAACCGCAACGCUCCUUUUACGAGGAAACUCACAAACGUCUACACAAAAGGCACCUAUGUCGACGAGAUUGGGGAGCUAGACCAAGGGGGUAGCUCGGGUGCUCCCUCGGGUGGAUACCUGCUUUGUAUUACAGAGACAAACGCCAAAGGCUGGGGCACCGACGAGAAAGUCGAUGUUGGCAUUAUCGCGGUCCAGCCUGCCACGGGCGAUAUUAUAUACGACAGCUUCGAGGACAGUUUCAUGAGAAAUGAAAUCGAGACCAGGUUGCUACACAUCUCGCCUUGCGAGUUUUUGAUCGUCGGCGACUUAUCCAAAACUACGGACAAGCUCAUCCAACAUCUGUCUGGCAGCUCUACCAAUGUAUUCGGAGACAGAAGCAGAGUAGAGAGGAUUCCAAAAUCCAAAACUGUUGUCGCUGAGGCUUACUCGCACGUUGCUCAAUUUUAUUCUGCCAAAUUGAAAGAGGCAUCUGAUGGUAACAAUGAACAAGCCAGUUCUCUGUUAGACAAGGUUCUAAAGUUGCCGGAACCGGUUACGAUAUGCCUGUCUUCUAUGAUAAAUCACCUAACAGAGUACGGCCUCGAACAUAUAUUCGACUUGACCAAGUAUUUCCAGUCUUUUAGUGCUCGUCAACAUAUGUUGAUCAAUGGCACAACUCUGGAGAGUUUGGAAGUAUAUCGAAAUUCAACCGAUCAUAGCGAGAAGGGCAGUCUCUUCUGGGCCCUUGAUAAGACGCUUACUCGUUUCGGUCAGAGACUGCUGCGUAAGUGGAUCGGCCGCCCCCUAUUAGACAAGGAUCGUCUGGAGGAGCGGGUGGCCGCCGUCGAAGAGUUACUUGAGAAUGCUUCGACCGCCAAAGUUGACCAAAUCGAGCACUUACUAAAAACCAUCAAGACGGACCUCGAGAGAAGUCUGAUCCGUAUAUAUUACGGGAAGUGCACACGUCCGGAGCUCCUGGCUGUUCUUCAGACCAUGCAAAGGAUUACCAUGGAAUUUGGACGCGUGAAAUCAACGACGGACACGGGCUUCAAAUCCGCAGCCAUUAGCACUGCUAUCUCCUCGUUACCCCUUGUACUACCCACUGUAUUAUCAUAUCUCGACCGCAUCAACGCCGAUGCAGCACGCAAGGAUGACAAGUAUUCUUUCUUCCGGGAGACCGAAGAGACGGAGGCUAUCACAGAGCACAAGCUGGGCAUUGCGUUCGUGGAGCAAGAGCUCGACGCCCACCGCAAGGAUGCUGCGGCGACUCUCGGCAAGAAGUCUCCCAUCCCCUAUGCCACCGUCGCCGGAAUCGAGUACCUCGUCGAGGUACCCAAUGCCGACCUGCGCCGUGUCCCUGCCUCCUGGAUCAAGAUAAGCGGCACCAAAAAGCUCUCGCGCUUCCACACCCCCGAGGUCGUCCGCCUCAUCUCCGAGCGCGACCAGCACAAGGAAGCCCUCUCCGCUGCCUGCGACGCCGCAUUCGCGUCCCUCCUCCAUGACAUUGCCGCAGACUACCAGCCCCUGCGCGACGCCGUCUCCUCCCUCGCCACCUUAGACUGCCUCCUCUCCCUCUCCAAAAUCGCCGCGCUCCCCGGUUACUCCAAGCCCACCUUCCUCCCAUCCGACGCCCCGCCCACCAUCUCCGUCACCGAGGGCCGCCACCCCAUCGCCGAGCAGACCCUCGCGACCUCCUACAUCCCCUUCAGCACGACCCUCACCUCCCCCACCCCCCUCGCCCACCUCAUCACCGGCCCCAACAUGGGCGGCAAGUCCUCCUUCGUCCGCGCCGUCGCCCUCCUCGUCCUCCUCGCGCAAGUCGGCUCCUUCGUCCCCGCCACCUCCCUCUCCCUCACCCUCGCCGACGCCAUCCACACCCGCAUGGGCGCCCGCGACAACCUCUUCGCCGGCGAGUCCACCUUCAUGGUCGAGGUCUCCGAGACGUCCCGCAUCCUCCGCUCCGCCACCCCCCGCUCCCUCGUCGUCCUCGACGAGCUCGGCCGCGGCACCAGCACCCACGACGGCGCCGCCAUCGCCAGCGCCGUCCUCCAGCACGUCGUCCAGCACACCAAGUGCCUCACCCUCUUCAUCACCCACUACCAGAACCUCGCCCGCGUCGCCGACGGCCUCGCCGGCCGCUGCAAGAACGUGCACAUGCGGUUCACCGCCACCAAGCGAGGAGACGGGGGAAACAGCGAUGCCGAUAAAAAUAUGCGCGUUGAUCACGCCGGCAAAGGCGAUGGUGAUGGUGACGGGGACGACGACGACGACGACGACGACGACGAUCAGGACCAGGACAUCACCUUCUUGUAUGAGGUUGGCGAGGGUGUGGCCCACAGGUCCUAUGGCUUAAAUGUCGCGAGACUAGCUCGUGUUCCGCGAAAAGUGCUAGAGGUGGCGGCAAAGAAGUCCAGGGAACUUGAGGAGGAGAUCAAAAUACGGAGACUGAAUGGGGCCACAAGGCUUCUUGCCGAUGUAUUACAAAAUGGACCUGAUCAAUUAGAUCACCUUGUAUCAAGUAUUGAGCAGCUGUAGGGCUAUUAUAUAUGUAAUGGGUUUUUUUACUAUACGUACUAGGUAUUCACUUUAAAGGAGACACUGAAUUUAUUGACGGAAUGUGCUGCAAUUUGCGUAAUAAGUAGAACG
Hypoxylon fragiforme is the source of this 3696-nucleotide messenger RNA. Its product is annotated as muts domain V-domain-containing protein. The transcript has a single exon. Gene Ontology annotation, cellular component: nucleus. Gene Ontology annotation, molecular function: ATP binding; mismatched DNA binding; ATP-dependent DNA damage sensor activity. The record is from RefSeq and is a predicted model, not a curated record. Gene Ontology annotation, biological process: mitotic recombination; mismatch repair. NCBI's taxonomy places the organism in Eukaryota, Fungi, Ascomycota, Sordariomycetes, Xylariales, Hypoxylaceae. Bases 169 to 3585 code for a protein of 1138 amino acids.